AUAAAGGGCCAGAGAGCCGGUGAAGCCCCCAAUUCGCCCCUCCACCCCUGUGCCCGCUGCCCCUCGGGAGCCUGCCCAGGUUGCCCACAUGCCCCAGACCAUCGUCCUCCCGGGCCCUGCCCCCUGGGGCUUCCGGCUCUCGGGGGGCGUCGAUUUCAACCAGCCUUUGGUCAUCACCAGGGUUUCUCCGGGUAGCAAGGCUUCGGCUGCCCACCUGUACCCCGGGGAUGUCAUCCUGGCCAUCGACGGCUUUGGGACGGAGACCAUGACCCACGCCGACGCUCAGGACCGGAUCAAAGCGGCUGCCCACCAGCUCUCCCUCAAAAUCGAUAGGGGGGAGACAAGGCUAUGGUCUCCGCAGGUUUCUGAAGAAGGCCGACCCCAUCCUUACAAAAUCAACCUGGAAUCAGAGCCACAGGACGUGAACUACUUUGAACACAAGCACAAUAUUCGGCCCAAGCCUUUCACACUUCCAGGCCGAAGCAGCGGCUGCAGCACCCCCUCGGGCCUUGACUGCGGCAGCGGGCGCAGCACCCCGUCUUCAGUCAGUACCAUUAGCUCCAUUUGCCCGACUGACUUGAAAGCGGCUGCUAAAAUGGCGCCCAACAUUCCCCUGGAAAUGGAGCUGCCCGGAGUCAAGAUUGUCCACGCUCAGUUUAACACGCCCAUGCAGUUGUAUUCAGACGACAAUAUAAUGGAGACCCUGCAGGGCCAGGUCUCCACAGCCCUGGGGGAGACGCCCUUACCGAGUGACUCGACGUCCCCCGUGCCACCCCAGGGCUCUGAUGUGUACCGCAUGCUUCACGACGACCAGGACCAGCCGACUCAGCCUCGCCAGUCGGGCUCCUUCAAGGUGCUCCAGGACAUGGUCAACGAUGACCCUGAUCGGCCAGUCGGGACAAGAAGCGUGCGGGCCCCCGUGACGAAACCUGGGGCCGGAGCCGGAGGUGUCCAGAAGUUGCCGUUGUGCGACAAAUGUGGCAGCGGUAUUGUCGGGGCCGUGGUGAAGGCACGGGAUAAGUACCGGCAUCCCGAGUGCUUCGUGUGCGCCGACUGCAAUCUCAACCUGAAGCAAAAGGGCUACUUUGUCGUGGAGGGGCAGUUGUAUUGUGAAACCCACGCUCGAGCUCGCACCCGUCCUCCGGAGGGGUACGACACGGUGACCGUUUAUCCAAAAGCCUAAGCGUCUCAGACGAAACACGCACCCGUGCCCAUACGCCCGCGUACACGCACCUGCACAAGCACGCCUGCGCACGUGUACACCCACAUACGUGUACACACACACACACUCAGGCCACCCAGACAGGCACCCCCCGCUUUGGGAAGGAGAAGGGUGGAAAGCCGUAUGCCCUCCGUCGUCUUUGAACUGAUGAUUUCUUUGUGACGUGGAGCUUAGGAGAGGCAGGUGUUUAUUAAGAAGGCUUCGAAUGCGUUGAGUUUGGCAAUCGUGUCAUCUGUGAGGCUACCCAAGUAAUUUAAUAGUGUUUAAAGCGAUACAAUUCUGUAUGCCAUCUACUAUCUUGUAUUAAGAAAAUUUAAAAUGGCUUAUCCCCCAUGUAGCUGGAUCCGGAUACUGCUCCUGUUAAUUUUUUUCCCCUCUCAGCCAGACAUUUGCACAAAUAGAAUCAGUAGAGAGCAGCCAUUUUGCGUUACAAUACUACUGUGUUUGUUUCAACUACCGUGUUUAUUAAAAAAUAAAACUCUUCUUUAGUUUUAA
This is a messenger RNA of Tachyglossus aculeatus (Australian echidna), 1717 nucleotides long. RefSeq names its product PDZ and LIM domain 3 (gene PDLIM3). Gene Ontology annotation, cellular component: stress fiber; Z disc; filamentous actin. The transcript has 8 exons. Bases 89 to 1183 code for a protein of 364 amino acids. Gene Ontology annotation, biological process: heart development; muscle structure development; actin cytoskeleton organization. NCBI's taxonomy places the organism in Eukaryota, Metazoa, Chordata, Mammalia, Monotremata, Tachyglossidae. Gene Ontology annotation, molecular function: muscle alpha-actinin binding; actin binding. The record is from RefSeq and is a predicted model, not a curated record.